Messenger RNA from Pangasianodon hypophthalmus (striped catfish), 2823 nucleotides. It is a transcript of the gene hoxb6b, whose product is annotated as homeobox B6b. Gene Ontology annotation, cellular component: nucleus. Gene Ontology annotation, molecular function: RNA polymerase II cis-regulatory region sequence-specific DNA binding; DNA-binding transcription factor activity, RNA polymerase II-specific. Lineage: Eukaryota; Metazoa; Chordata; Actinopteri; Siluriformes; Pangasiidae. Gene Ontology annotation, biological process: regulation of transcription by RNA polymerase II; anterior/posterior pattern specification. The transcript is spliced from 2 exons. The record is from RefSeq and is a predicted model, not a curated record. Bases 1664 to 2341 code for a protein of 225 amino acids.
UGUGUGUGUUUAGUUAUUUGACCUUGAAUAGUACAUUUUUGCUUGGAAAACACGCCUGAGCACUGCUGUAUGCUGAGCUUCCUUAUUGCAUUGACAAGAUGAAUUCUAUCCUUAAAUGAAAUCACUUGGUUUGUUUGAAACAGCAUAGCCCAGGAAGCCCAGUAAACAAAUUUAGGCUAUGCAUUCUUAGGGGAAAAAAAACCCUUAAGAAUUGGAUAGCUAAGGGAUUACUAAAGGAGUUCUAGGUGGAGCCUUUUUUAAACGAUAACCCUUUGUUUUGGGGUUCUGUGCAUUUUUUGCAAACCGAAGAGGGACAAACUGAAAAGCAUUUAGGCUUAUAGUUUUAACAUUAUUUCUAAGAGUGUAAGUCUGAUGAAAACGAUGGGGCCUAUGGCUGUUUGAAGGUUGUUGUUAAAAUGUGGUAUAGCUUUUAUUAUGGUUUAUGCACUGUGAAUUUUGAUACAAUUUUCGUACUUUCGAUAGCCCACUAAAAACAUUCGUUUAACAAAAAUACAGUAAUAAUAAUACUGAUGUGCUUAGGAUGCCACAUGUGAUGUCAGAUCGGCCCAAACCAUCAUUUUGUUGCUUUUGUUUUUGUAGAUGUCUGACACUUUAUAUGUGAUAUUUUCUACAUUUUAAGGUUCUUAUGUAAGAAUAAAAUUAUAAAUCGCAAAACUGGUUUAACUUGGGCCAUAAAUUAUUGGUAAUGCUCCUUAAAUAGAUUAGGCUAUCGAAUUCCAAUGGCCAUUGUGCUGAACACAGCGUUACUGCUGUGUGUUUACUUUUUAAAGCUCGUCCUUCUGUAAAGGUUUUAAUUAUUUGAAUUGACGUGAAACUAGAGAAAAGUACAAUCAUAAAGUUACAUUCAUAAAUUGUUUGAGUGAUUCGUGAAGAAAAACACUCUUCGUGAGUUUAAUUGGGAAAUAAUAACCUUUUGUAAAGCAAGGCAUUGUAAAACAGACAAGACGUUUACUGACAAAGUGUAGAGCUUCCUAUCGUAAAUAUUAAAAAAAAAAUUUUUUUAAGUUUGGAUACCCAAUAACUCAAUAGUACAAUAAGAAAGUUGCAUUCAUAAGAUUUUAUGUAUAGUCUUUCGUGAAAAACACUUUUCGUCAUGCCCUUUAGGAAGUUAUAUUGUGAAGUUAUAUUGUGAAGCAAGCCAGUGUAAAAAUGCUGGGCAUUUGCUGGCAUGUAGUCUACAUAGCUGUGCUAUAUUAUGUUUCUAACGAACAGCGAAAAUAUGGUAUUAUACGCUCGUCGAGAGGGUUACUGCAACUGUCCAUCAGCAAUACACCUUCAGUAUAUUGUCUCCUGUUUUUGUUCCUCCCCUCAUUUUUUCUUUUUUUAUUUUGAGCGGCACUUGCGUCACUGCAACCGGAAUUAUAUAAAUAUAUUUAUAUAUGAGAAUUAUAAGGGAUUUUAUAUGCAUUGGGGAUUCCAUCCAGUGCAACAAGAGUCCCCCUCCCUUAAUGCUCGUCUAUUGGCUGAGAGGCUCGGGAUUGGUCAGACAGUGAUCAGCUGGUGCGUUUCCCUACUCGCUCACAUUGGCACCUCGCCACCCCCCUUCGGCUAAAACCAAACCUCACAUAAAGUAAUGGCAAAACACACUUGGACUAUAAAACACAACAAAUCAUAACACUCGCACAAUAACAGUGGCCACCCAAUGAGUUCCUACUUCGUCAACUCAACUUUUCCCGUGUCUCUAGGCGGGGGACAGGAUUCUUUUCUGAAUCAGUUACCGUUAUAUUCUUCUGGAUAUACCGACACUUUGAGACACUAUCCAAGCGCCACGUUCGGAGCGAGCAAUGUCCAGGAGAAGGUGUACUCCAACUCUUACUACCAGCAGGCUAGCGGAGUGUUCGGGAGAAGCGGCUCAGGCGCUGCGUGCGAUUACGCCGCCUCCAGCAUAUACCGAGAGACGGAGCGCUCAUCGUGUCCUCUCGGAGGCUUGGAGGAGUCGCUGGCUCUCACACAGGGGCACAGCAAGGCGGAGGGCUCGGAGCACACUUCAGACACUUAUUCCUACAGCGAAACCAAGCCCUGUGCCCCUGUUUACCCAUGGAUGCAGAGGAUGAACUCGUGUAGCGGCAUUCCUGGCACCACCGGCCGCAGGGGUCGUCAGACAUACACUCGAUUUCAGACUCUUGAGUUGGAAAAAGAGUUCCAUUUUAAUAGAUAUUUGACCAGAAGGCGCAGGAUUGAAAUUUCGCACGCGCUGUGUCUAACAGAGCGACAGAUAAAGAUCUGGUUCCAGAAUCGGAGAAUGAAGUGGAAGAAAGAAAAUAAAGUAAUAAACUCUGAAAAGACCAGCGAAGAGGAGGAUGGUGGAAAGACGGGAUAGACGAUUUCCAUAUGCACUGUGUUGUAAAUAAUAAACAAGUCCAAUAUUUUUACCCACAGUACAUAGGCUAUAGUAUUUUCAUGUAGAUGUACGAAUUUAACCAAACAAAACGGUUAUCUAUUUAAGGCUUUGUUCAAGUGCAAAAGCUAGUAACCCUCUCAGGGUUGUCAAACAUGCAUCUUUCUAAUUUCUGUAAUUUUCGCCCCAUUGUGUUCUAUUUUCCGCCAUUAGACCAAUUUUAUUACCUGGCAUAAAAUGAAUGGCUGAAUUUUCACCCUCUUGCUUCCACAUCCUAGAACGGGCUUAUAGUGAAGGCUAAGGGUGACAGGUUUUACUGCUGACAUAUUGGACAUUCGUGUGUUUAAACGUUCUCGUGUGUAAUUUAUUUUGUUCGUUACGUUUGUGUAUGUGGAUGCACUGAUAAAAAAAUAGUGAACUUUGUUAGCAAUGCCAUUUUGCCAAUAAAAUAUGUUUAACCAUGA